Molecule: messenger RNA, 1833 nt
Organism: Closterium sp. Naga37s-1
Lineage: Eukaryota; Viridiplantae; Streptophyta; Zygnematophyceae; Desmidiales; Closteriaceae
Source: the annotation of a GenBank genome assembly
AUGCCGGCGCUUGAAACCCUACGUUUGGAGGAGGUGGGGGGGAUUACCGACCUGCCCGCCAGUCUCGGGCAGCUGCAGCGGCUGCGGCUCCUUUCAGUUACCUACUGCGACGAUUUAAGAUCACUCCCUACCUCCCUUUCCUGCCUGCCUUCCCUGACGGACCUUAUUCUCGCUGGCCUAACCCUCCACCAUCUGCCGGACGACGUCGGUUUCCUGCCACACCUACGCACGCUCGAGCUAGACGUCAAAACUCUCGCGCAUCUGCCUCACUCUAUAACCCUUGCCACUGCACUCAAGAAACUCACGCUGCAAAACUUCAGAGCUCUUCAAUCGCUACCCGAGGAUUUCGGGCAGCUGACUGUCCUGGAAACCCUGCGCUUAGUUAAGCUCCCGCAGCUUAGCAGCCUGCCUGCAUCGCUUGGUAACUUGACGAGCCUCAAAGAGCUGAAAAUAGCCGAGUGCAGCCUGCUGACGCAGCUUCCGGACUCCCUGAGUCAGCUAUCUUCCCUCGAGCUACUGCAAAUCAAUGACUGCUGCAAGCUGAGAUCGCUACCGCACGGCAUGGGGGAUGGCCUGCAUAGCCUGCGCAGACUGUAUCUACUCGACUGCACGGCUCUCGCCCACCUCCCUCCAUCCUUCUCCAGCCUCGUGUCCCUGCGAAUCCUAGCAAUCUGUGAAGCAACCAGCUUACGAGGCACGCUACCAGGCAGGCUGUCCCACUUGACAAGCCUCAAAGAGCUCUCUCUCUCCUCCCUGAAUGCCUCCCUCCCUGCCUUCGCCCGCACUCUCACCAGACUCGUGGUCGUCAGGUCCUCGCGAAUCAAGGCGCUGCCAGAGGAGAUCGGACGGCUGGGAGAGCUUGUUACACUCAAGCUCUUACAACUACCCAACCUGAAGUCGCUCCCUCGCUCGCUGUAUCAGCUGCCGCGGUUGAAAUAUCUGCAAGUGAGUUCCUGCAGCGCAUUGGAGUCGCUGUUUGGGGAUGAAGACCAGGGGGGUGCACGCACGGGGGACGCACGCGCGGGAGCCGCUGGGCAAGAGCGUGGGGGAAGAAUCGCUCGUCUGGGGCUAGCUGGUCACACGGGUAGCAGCAGAGCCGCUGGCAGCUGUGGGGGGUCCGGGGAGAGUGGUACGAGUGUGUUGCUGCCAUCCCUGGAGGUCCUUGAGCUUGCAGAGCUUCCCCUGCAGCACCUCGGUGCAUGGCUGGGCUGCUUCCCAUCGCUAACAAGCCUGCAAAUCCGCAACAUGGAUCGCCUCCAAUCGCUGCCACACUCCAUCUCUCGCCUCUCUCGCUUGCAGUCACUCGCGAUCAUGCAUGCCAAAAGCCUGCUAGCUCUACCGAAGACUAUAGGGAAGCUCUCAGUACUCACAUCCCUCUAUCUGAGCGGUCUCAUGGGCUUGACUGAGCUGCCCGAAUCAUUUGGGCAGCUGAAGAAGCUUCAGUCUCUUCAGAUUCACAACAGCCCGGGUCUAACGAGGCUUCCCGGGUCCUUCCCUGGCCUCUGCGGACUGCAGCGGUGUGCUUUGUCCAUUGGCUAUUAUUUUCCACUGCUGCACUGCAACCCACUAACUUCCCUAUUCCGCCCUAACCUUCUAGCAAAUGCCUCCACAUGCACCAUCAUCCGCCCCUCCACCAUCAUCCGCCCCUCCACCAUCAUCCGCCUCUCCACCAUCAUCCGCCCCUCCACCAUCAUCCGCCCCUCCACCAUCAUCCGCCCCUCCACCAUCAUCCGCCCCUCCACCAUCAUCCGCCCCUCCACCAUCAUCCGCCCCUCCACCAUCAUCCGCCCCUCCACCAUCAUGUUCCACUCCACCUCUCAGAGUUGCUCCUGA